CAGUGCCGUGACGUAUUCAACGUGCGACCGCUUGCAUGAAAUCGACACAAUCAGUCGUGAUGUAUUUCGCUACAGGCGUCUGGUCGUCCAGGAAAAGAGAGUAUACACGAAAAUUAUGUGGUCCAGGUAUCGGCUCAUUUGGUACGUCUAGCCGGUCGGCUGAGAAGGUAAAGAAUGGCAAAAUAGAAGGCAAUGGGCAGGUGUCUUGUUUUCCUUCCUCGGACCCAACUGAAGGCACUCAAAUGGGGAGCCAUACCCUGGAGACCAUGACCUAUUCGAGUCAUUCACACAAACGCUGGAAGCUCUCAGCCGUCCAAUCAAACACAAGGCUAGAGCUAUUAGUCCCUCACUCACUCAAGAGCAGGGAAAAGCACAAACUUCAAUUGGAGCCUUCCAUUGUCUCUGCUCCAUUCCUCCCUCGUGUAGCUAUUAGCAACCAUGGGCUUGAACCUGACUCAGAGUGCAUUGCUCCCACAGACAACACUCAAGCAAAUCUGAGAUCAGAUCUAAAGCAGAUCUCUGUGUCUCAUACCUGCUCUGACCUGCCCCUGAGUCAGUCCCCCCCCAUGCACUCCCCUUGCCCUCCCUCCACAGUGCACAUCAAUAGACAGCCCUUGCCAGUCACACACGCCUCUUACCUCUGCUGCAGCCCUGUAGCACAGGUCCACGACCCAUCCCUAACCACAACCGCAGCCCCCAUUAGAUCCACAAACCAUAGACGACGCCGGAAAAGAGGCAUAAAGAACAACAGAAAAGGAGUCUCUCCUCUCUCCAUGCGACUCAAGAGGCAGUCGCGGCGCCGGUGUAACAUCCAGUUCUGGUGGCAGGUGUGGAGGAAGUGGCGGCACAGGAAGUGGCGGAGAGCCAGCUGUCUCCUCUGGUUCUCCAUGAUCAGAGCUAAAAGACUGGCGGAAACCAGGAGGCGCCUGUCUAUUUUCAACACACAGAUGUCUUAUACAUACACUGGGGAAUUGGAGGAAAGUCAGAAAUGGCAGAAGGUACGCAAGGGAAAAGAAGUGGUCACUACGGCCAUUGCAUGUGAUGGUCAAGGCCUGGACAGUGCAGAGGACAGCCAGGAAAAGGGGAGUUUGGAACAGAAGGCGUGUCCGUCUGUGGGCACAUCAGUGCUGUGUAGCAACCCUGUCAAGGUGGAGGACCAGGGCACAGUCAGAGCUAGGGAUGCGGCCACCGCCACUAAACAGGACAAGUUGGUGACAAAGCGAGCAGUGCCGUAUCCACCUCAGAGCCAUCGGGCGUCCACGGACGUCAGCUGGGAAGCAACAACGACGCUCAUCCAUGAGUUCCUUGACUGCUUCUAUGUGAAGUACGGAAGUUUCAUCCCAUUGAGCAAUAACGAUGUACUGAGGCACCUUAACAAGAAGCUGAACACUGACCUUACUAAGGGGAAGUAUUUCAUCUCUGUGGUAGUAAUGAAGUACCAGGCUGUCCUAGCGCAUAGAAGGAUGCCCGCUUUCCGGGUGGUCUACAACAAGCACACUCUGACACUGGAAGACUUGUCUACGCUGGACGAUCAGAACUGGCUCAAUGACCAGGUCAUGAAUAUGUAUGGAGAAUUAAUCAUGGAGUCUGCACAACACAAGGUCCAUUUCUUUAACAGCUUCUUCCACCGACAGCUCAUGACCAAAGGAUAUGAAGGGGUGAAGAGGUGGACCAGGAAGGUGGAUCUCUUCUCCAAGGCGCUGCUGCUGGUACCCAUCCACCUUGAGAUCCACUGGUGCCUGGUGAUGGCCGACACCGCCAGCAAGAGGAUCCACCUCUACGACUCCCAGGGCAUCGUGUUCAAGGAGGCUGCUGAGAAUGUUUUAAGGUACAUACAUACUGAAGCGAAGGAGAGGAAGCAAACUGCAUUUCAAAAUGGCUGGAAGAUGUAUAUCAACGAGAGAAUACCACAACAGACAAAUGAAAACGACUGUGGAGUUUUUGUGUUAGAGUACUGCAGGUGCCUUGCCUUGGGGAAACCGCUGCAAUUCUCCCAAGGGGACAUGCCGACUGUGCGAAAGAGAAUCUACAGAGAGCUCUGUGAAUGCAAGCUCCAGGACUGACAAAAUUGACCUUUCACCUUUUCACCAUCCUCACUCACCUCACAUGCGUCAUACUAAUUAGGGCACACUGUAGAAAAAUGUUUUGCAAUGGUAAAAAAUAAAAAAGAAGUAGAUAUUGCCAAGAAUCCUUGAGCCAUAGAAAAGGGGGGGGUUGUCUGGACCCUGUCAUUGUGUUAGCUGAUAUAUUUAAUUAGUGGAGAAGCAUCUCCACCCCAUAUUCUGACGACCUGUCGUUUCAAGCCGCAUGGUAGCAGACUGACUAGCUGGCAUUUAUUUUAGCCAAUGGCGUAUCAGGGUGUAACAAAAUAUGUUGUGAUCAGUCUGUAAUGACAGCAGACUAGUUGGUCUCCUGGAUUUUUAUUUUAUAAAGAACUGGUAUGAACUUGACUCAACAAAGUCUGAGGCAACUCUAUAUACACGUGUCCACUGUUUUUCAAUGGUUAUUGCAUUAUUCUACAUGAGCUUACAACGUUUAGACUAUUGUUGAAGGCGGCAGACCGAAUAGCAACUUACCUUUGAAUGUAUUGAACAUACGGAAUAUAUUCAAUGUAGUUGUUGUUCACACUUUUGUUAUAGUUUUGUGUUUUAGACGCUUCUGUAUGGGUCAAAUUUCAGUUUGUUGCAUCGGAUAAAUUGCAUUCAUUUAAA
Molecule: messenger RNA, 2711 nt
Organism: Oncorhynchus mykiss (rainbow trout)
Lineage: Eukaryota; Metazoa; Chordata; Actinopteri; Salmoniformes; Salmonidae
Source: RefSeq, a predicted model, not a curated record